Molecule: messenger RNA, 2644 nt
Organism: Liolophura sinensis
Lineage: Eukaryota; Metazoa; Mollusca; Polyplacophora; Chitonida; Chitonidae
Exons: 5
Coding region: 46-1872 (608 amino acids)
Cellular component (GO): membrane
Source: RefSeq, a predicted model, not a curated record
GGGGGAUAAAUGUACGUGUAUGUGUGAGAUUGUAAAGGUAGGGGAAUGAUGGAGGACUUAAUCAUUAUCAAACAUAUACUUAAUUUUCAUCGCCACGUGAUCUGGAUGGCUCUGUGCUGUGGAAUUGUUCGCAUUUCAGAUGCUGUAUCAGUUCAACAUCACCGAAAACCUGUCCUUGCCAAAGUUAACGACACCGCAGUUACCUUACCAUGUAACUUCUCCACAUCGUCUUACCAAACACCGCAGAUCACGUGGUACCACGAAAAAGUGGGAGGGAGAAAGCUAAUCAUGCGGUGUGACAUCAACAACCUUCUGACGUCAUACGGGGAGUUUGUCAACCGCGUGGCCCGAGGAAACCGAGGAGCCUUGGUUCUUCUAAGACCGAUGUUGUUGGAUUCCGGCAACUAUUCGUGUGAGAUUGAAGCUGAAACGGAAGAACCCAGUCAAGUAAAAACCACAGUCACCCUGGAGGUAUCAAAGGAACCUCUGAGCCCCUGGACUAGCUCAGACUCAGAGUAUGGUAAAGGGGUAAUGAUGGUCUUCGUAAUAGCUCUUUUCUGGAUACUUCCGGUGGCAUGUUCUUUCGUGCUUGGCAAAAAAGGGUUUCAUGUCUGCAAGGAAACACGUGACAGCUUACAAAGGAUGACCCCCAAACAGGUGUUUGUGUUAGUGUCAAACCCUGUUGUGGCUGUCGUUGCCUCAUGUCUCGCCUUCACCGGAACUGUAUGUACAGCUAUUGCUCUGUACAGUGUAUCACCGGAAGUCGUCAACCGCUACCGUGUGAUUGGGCUUGCCACUGGGAUAUCAGGAAUUCUCUUCCUGCUUUUAGCUGUUCUGUGGUUAUGUUUACCGUCAAAUAUACUGUGUAGGACGAAAUCAGCAACGCAGGGUGUGGAACAUGCGGCAUUAUCCGAUGUAUUACACGACGCUGUGGCAGAUUCGCCAUACGCCACGGUUGAGUUAACUGGAAAUAAUGGAAGCACAUCGUUAGAAGAAGAAACAUCUCUGGUACCACAGGCAUCCAUUGAGGGGGAAUAUCCAGAACCAGAAGUGACAGUAAUUAAAAAUCCCAUUGGGGAGAGUGUCACUGGCAUGGCGGCCAUGUCAUACAAAGAAAUCUACGUGACGACGUUAAAGUCAGUGUUCAGAAUGGACAUAUCAGAACUUUCUGAAGAAAAUAUGUACACACGCGUUUGCGAAGGAAAAGACGAAUUACUGAGUGUUGAAAAGUAUGAAAAUGAUUUACUAAUAUCCACCACAAAGAGUACGUCACAGCAGCCUAACGACCCCUACUCAAAAAGCAUCAGUCGGAUUUCACGUAUAAAUUCACCUAAUCCAAAAAUUUAUAAAAUUCGACUGGAUCCAAAAUUUACAGUUACUUGGGUUCUAACAAGUGGUGAUGAAGAAUGGGUGUACUUGACGACGAUCAACCCAGCUACAGUUGUAAAAGGAACGGUGGACAAGCGAAGGUUUGUCCAAAACGCAACGUUUGGCGAACACGUGUUGAACAACCCCACGUGCAUCGUUCAGAGUUCUUCCGGUCAACUCAUCGUAGCUGAUCCUGUUAAAAACGAUGUGCUGGUUUUCGAAGAAAACGGAGAUUUUGUAGCUUCCUUGAAAACAUUCUUAUCCAGGGGUGUGAAACACGAAAUCAAAGGCCGUGACAAACUGGCUAUAGGGCUUGAUGACAAAAUUUAUGCAUCAGGCCCGAAGUCUGAGAACAUACUGGUGUUUUCGUCCAAUUUCAGAUUUGAGCGACUGAUACCUACUAGGACUGAGAGCGGAGCUAUAUUGUCACUCAAGGUACAUUACCAAUCACUUUACGUGGCUCAUGAAAACAGUAUUUGCGUGUAUCCUCUAAGUUCCUGUUAAUCUUCUUAUAUAGAGUGAUAAAAUGAAUUUAUUUAAUGAUGCUAUAUCGGGAUUUUGGGCAGAAAAUGUGUUUUAUUCGCUGAUCAAAUCACGUUUUCUCCAUUUACCGAGAAUAGUUCAAAUUAUUGUCUUUCAUAAAAUAUCAGAUCGGCACCUGAACUAUUUAUAAUAUUAAAAUAGUUGUUAAAAUUGUUUAACAUGUUAAAAGUUUGACCAGUUGUAUAAAGCAACCCGCAUAAUAUUUUUCAAACCGGCUUUGAAGUGUAACACGUGCAGAGACGAGACUGAUAUUUUGUGAGAAAUAAUCAUUUAGAUUUAACAUUUAAGCUUUUACAUAAACAGUUAAAAUGACAGAAUAACUAAAGUAAGCUGACGAGGCUGUAUUCUUGGUUACGUACCACACUGUCGUCACAGCUCUUGUUUUACUCUUAAUGCUCUAAGACGUUCGUUGCAUUCUGAAAUAUUGCUAAAAGUUUGCUUGGAUUUGCGCUGAUCGAUUUUUGCCAGAAAUCUCCAGUAUAACCAAUGUAAUACUUAUAAUCGAUGCCUUGCGACAGGUUCACAUUCAUCGUUGUUAAGAGAGAGCUAAGAUGAAUAUUUGUUUCUUUGUCUAUGACUUGAUUCUAUAUUUUCGAAUUGUAUAAUGACUGUUACUUGUAGAUAAAAAUGUAUUUACUUAUUUACUUCAUACAUGGGUAGCAUUUAACGCCGUGCACAGGAACAUUUGGCUGCAGGCUUAUGGAUCCCGGUCAUGUACGUUACGAUGUUCCCA